Messenger RNA from Olea europaea var. sylvestris, 1267 nucleotides. Its product is annotated as 3-hydroxybutyryl-CoA dehydrogenase. The transcript is spliced from 4 exons. Gene Ontology annotation, molecular function: NAD+ binding; oxidoreductase activity, acting on the CH-OH group of donors, NAD or NADP as acceptor. The coding region runs from base 129 to 1019 and encodes 296 amino acids. Gene Ontology annotation, biological process: fatty acid metabolic process. Lineage: Eukaryota; Viridiplantae; Streptophyta; Magnoliopsida; Lamiales; Oleaceae. The record is from RefSeq and is a predicted model, not a curated record.
CUGGGCUGGGUGGCAACACGAUGACAAGUAUUAUUUUGCAUCAAUUUCUCUUUGUUAUUAUCCGCUCCUUUCUUUCCCUCAUUAUUAAAAGUUGCGUUCGUAGUGGUGAAGGAGACUAACGCUGAGACAUGGUGGAGAUCAAGAGCAUCGGGGUCGUGGGUGGCGGACAAAUGGGCUCCGGCAUCGCCCAACUCGCCGCGGCGAACGGGCUUGAUGUCAUCGUUCACGACUCUGACUCCACUGCUCUCAAUAAAGCGCUUAAAUCAAUCUCUGACAACAUUCGACGUCUCGUCUCCAGAGGCCAUCUGUCCAAGGAUAAAGGUGCUGAUGCUUUCAGGCGUUUAAAAGGUGCUUCGAAUUUGGAGGAUUUUCAUAGAGUAGAUAUUGUCAUUGAGGCCAUUGUGGAGUCUGAGGAUGUGAAGAAGAAACUGUUUGCUCAUUUGGAUAAGAUUGUAAAAGGUUCUGCAAUCUUGGCAUCUAAUACAAGCUCUAUUUCGAUAACUCGGUUAGCAUCCAUAACCUGUCGAUCAAGCCAGGUGAUUGGCAUGCAUUUUAUGAAUCCUCCACCUAUAAUGAAACUAGUUGAGAUUGUUAGGGGUGCAGAUACAUCAGAUGAUACGUUCAAUACCACAAAAUGCUUGGCAGAGAGGUUUGGCAAGACAAUUAUUUGUUCUCAGGAUUUUCCUGGCUUCAUUGUGAACCGGAUUCUAAUGCCAAUGAUAAAUGAAGCAUUUCAUGCACUAUAUACGGGAGUAGCAACAAAGGAAGACAUAGAUACAGGCAUGAAGCUGGGGACAAACCAUCCGAUGGGCCCUUUGGAACUUGCAGAUUUUAUUGGAUUGGAUGUUUGUCUGUCAAUUAUGAAAGUUCUUCAUGCUGGCCUUGGGGACAGCAAGUAUGUACCAUGCCCACUUCUCGUGCAGUAUGUUGAUGCUGGUCGUCUAGGUAAAAAACGAGGCAUUGGUGUGUACAAUUACAGUAAAACAACCAAGGAAAUGAAGCCGUUAGCUCGACUUUAAUUUCUAAUGUGUGAAUAGCAAGGAUAUAGAUUAUGUUUUUUAAAUAUGAUACCUGUCUUGUCUGGCGAGGUAUGUUCCGCAACAAAUUUCUUUAUCCCAUCAGAACCUUGUGUAUACUUUCUUUCUUGAGCUCAGGCUUGUUGGAGAAUAUACUAGCUUGUUGGAGAAUAUACUCUCUUCUGUUGAUUCAAAUAAACAUUAAAAUGCUGAUGUUUCUCGUACUGAGAAGAAUAUGUUUUCUUGCAGUA